CAAAAAUAUCAUAAUUCAACUACCACGUGUGAACUGUGAAUGAGCGAUAAAUAAAUUAUAAACUGAAAAUAAAAAAUAAAAAAUAAAAAAAUCAUUUGUGUGAUUUGCAGGUAACAAUGGCGUUCUCUGCAACUCUUCGAUGUUCGUCUUCUCUAUACCGCCCUUCGAAAAAUUCAACAAUUUCAAGCGUUUUGCGUCAAUCGUCUUCUUCACUGUCUUUUAGAUCUUCGCCUUCAUUUUUUAAUCGCAAAAAAACAUUGUCUAUUCGAUCUGCUACACUUGAAGCAGCACCUGCAUCUGGAGGAGUAGCACCUGCAAUUUCCUUAACUGACAAUGCAUUAAUGCACUUGAAUAAAAUGAGGAAUGAUCGGAAUGAGGACUUGUGUCUUAGAAUUGGCGUUAAACAAGGGGGAUGCUCGGGAAUGUCAUACACGAUGGAGUUUGAAAAGCGAGAAAAUGCUAGACCAGACGAUUCAAUCAUUGAGUACAAUGGAUUUGUUAUUGUUUGUGAUCCAAAAAGCCUUCUCUUCAUCUUCGGAAUGCAACUGGACUACAGCGAUGCAUUGAUAGGCGGGGGCUUCUCUUUCAAAAAUCCAAAUGCUACGCAAACUUGUGGUUGUGGAAAAUCGUUUACUGCUGAGAUGUAAGAGCAUGUAGGCUUAGAAAUGUACUACAACAUUACAUACUUGAACACCAACUGUAGUUUGCUUGGUCCUCUAGAUAUCGACAGACAGUAAUGAAGAUAUGUUAAAUCAUAUUAUGUGCAUAAGGGACUGUAACUUUUAAAUAUGUGUAACUGGGAAUGCAUUUUAUUCUUCCUGCACAAAAUACUAAACAUCUAUGCCAUGUCGAUUUAUGCUU
Messenger RNA from Solanum verrucosum, 861 nucleotides. Its product is annotated as iron-sulfur assembly protein IscA, chloroplastic. Gene Ontology annotation, molecular function: iron-sulfur cluster binding; protein-macromolecule adaptor activity. NCBI's taxonomy places the organism in Eukaryota, Viridiplantae, Streptophyta, Magnoliopsida, Solanales, Solanaceae. The transcript has 3 exons. Bases 117 to 647 code for a protein of 176 amino acids. The record is from RefSeq and is a predicted model, not a curated record. Gene Ontology annotation, cellular component: chloroplast stroma. Gene Ontology annotation, biological process: iron-sulfur cluster assembly.